This is a messenger RNA of Cottoperca gobio, 1533 nucleotides long. RefSeq names its product nudix (nucleoside diphosphate linked moiety X)-type motif 22 (gene nudt22). NCBI's taxonomy places the organism in Eukaryota, Metazoa, Chordata, Actinopteri, Perciformes, Bovichtidae. Gene Ontology annotation, molecular function: GDP-mannose hydrolase activity. The transcript is spliced from 7 exons. The record is from RefSeq and is a predicted model, not a curated record. Bases 320 to 1504 code for a protein of 394 amino acids.
UGUUGUAGCCGUGUUCACCUACAGAGGAUAAAGGAUCUAUUUUACCAGUAUAUCUUGAACACAACAUAUUGCAUGCGCAGUUUUUAAAAUAUGUGCAUUAAUUCAUAUUUUACACCGCUGUCAGUAAAAUAAAGCUGAUGAUAUAUACAUGCAGUUCGGACUCUUGGUCACUGGAUGGUGAUAAUGAACACAUUGUCACAGUGUCUAAAAAAGAGGAAGAGUCUACGCUUUGCUGUUUUGCAUCCAUAGUUUUAGGAAGCGCUGCAGCAGUGUGAGUGAAGAGACAAGUGUAGACUUCAAUGAUCAUCCACAGUGAGAGAUGACAGACUCGGAGGUGUCUGUGCUGCUGCAUUGUGCAGCCUGGAGGGGCCUGCUGCAGUCUCAGGUACAAGUGGAGCUUUCUGAAAGGUUCAACAGGCAGACGGAUCCGGCUCUAGACUGUCAAAUAGAGGAGGUCUGGAGAGAGCGAGUGUCCAAGGAGCCGUGGCUUUUCAACGGGUCUAAAUUCAGACUGCACUCUUUCUGCUUGGCCUCGUCAUCUCCUAAACACCCAGCCUGCACUCAUCCACCCCACACCCUCCCCUCAGACCGUGCAGAGGAGCAUGAAGGGGAAUUACAACGCAGCAGACAAAGGAUGGAGGAGAAUUUGUGCAUCACUGCUUCUCUGCAUGAGACUGUUCAGAGCAGUUUGGUGAAAAGAAGCAGACCUGUGAAUCAGGCAGAAAAUAAAGAAGGUCUCAGUGCUUUGUCACAAACUUCCUCCACUUGCAGAGAAAACCUUCUAACUCUGAGACUCGGCCUCACAUGCUACAAAGAUUACCUGGGAACAAACUGGUCGUGUCGAGUGGCAGAGCUACGUCAGCGUGGAGAGGUGGAGUUUGGUGAUCCUCUGGUGCUGCUGGCUCAGCCUCUGGGUGUGGGCGGCGUCCUGUGCACAGACGACGGGCAGGUGGUGUUGAUCAGGAGGAGCCAGAGGGUGGCGGAGGCAGGGGGGCUCCUGGACAUCCCCGGAGGUCACCCAGAACCAAAGGUGGUGUGUGAGCUUCUGGGCCGGGCGGUGCGUGAGGAUCAGAUCAGUGUGGACAUGAUGCAGCAGAGGCUCGUCGUCUCAGAGCUGUUCUCGUCUGUGUGCGCCGAGAUCAGAGACGAGGUGAAUAUUCCUCUGAGCUCCCUCGGAGAGCCGGUCCUGAUGGGCGUCGCUCUGAAUCACACCAGCGCUGGCAGACCAAGUGCUGAGUUCUACGUCAGUUGCUCGUUGACAUCGGAUGAAGUCAGAAAGUUGUACUGGGAAGGUGGAGCAGAGGCCCACGAGUCCACAGAUAUUGUCUUCCUCAGCAGAACGGAGGUGUUGCAGCUGGACAGAAGCAACCCUCUGUGGUCGGAGCUGUGUCCUUCAGCUAAAGGAGCCGUGCUGCUCUAUCAGACAGUGAAGCCUGACAGCGAGCGAGGCCAGAGCAGACAACCUGACGCUCACCUCAUCGCAUCAGAAAAUGGAUCCAGAUGAUCAAAUGUACACAAACACAAAGCGAAACC